This is a messenger RNA of Daucus carota subsp. sativus, 396 nucleotides long. RefSeq lists its product as uncharacterized. The record is from RefSeq and is a predicted model, not a curated record. The transcript is spliced from 4 exons. Lineage: Eukaryota; Viridiplantae; Streptophyta; Magnoliopsida; Apiales; Apiaceae. The coding region runs from base 1 to 396 and encodes 131 amino acids.
AUGGUUCGAGUAUUGUUUUGGCCUUUGGGUUCUGAGUCUAGGAUUGAGUGGAGACAGAUUGGUUGCGGGGUGUUUCGGGUUUCUGCUGCUGCAGGUGGAGGUAGUGGCGGUGGCUAUAGUGGUGGUUUUGGUGAUGGGAGUUCUGGCAAAGGUGAUGGUAGUAGUGGUGGUGAUGGUGAGAAAAAGUGGUCACUCAUUUCAUGGUAUUUGGCUCUCUUGAAGAAGCAUCCCGUGUUGACAAAAUCUGUAACAUCUGCAUAUCUGAAUUUAGUUGGCGAUCUAGUCUGUCAGCUUUUGGUUGACCAAGUGCCAUCUCUCGACGUGAAGAGGGGUACGUCUUUUCACAUUUCUGGGACUGGCGUUGGUUGGUCCUACCCUUCACUUCUGACUCAGUAG